This is a messenger RNA of Stylonychia lemnae, 2379 nucleotides long. Lineage: Eukaryota; Ciliophora; Spirotrichea; Sporadotrichida; Oxytrichidae. The record is from the annotation of a GenBank genome assembly.
AUGUAGAGACACAGUUAAAAAGCAAAGAGAGUUGUAAAUUAGAAACCAACGAAAAACAAAUGCGAGGGAAUCAGAGAUUAAUUCAAAAGCCUAGAUUGGUUUGGGCAGCAAAUAUAGCUUACUUAUAAAGGAGAAGAUUCAUAUAAAACAUUGAUUGGUGCCAUAGUAUCAACUUUACUAAUUUGUAUUCUCAUUGGGUUUGGAGUGUUUAAAGCCUUGUAUCUCUUCAAUAGAAUCAAUCCUGAGGUAGCCAAGGUAUCCUUGUUGAGAGACAUUACAAACGAAACAGAUAAUAAUGGAAAAAUUAUCAAAUAAAAAAUAAAGACUGAUCUUUCGUAUCAAAAAUGCGGAGACAAGUUAUUUUAAUUCAAAAAUCCUAAGGAGGUUAUAGAAAAAGGAAUAUCUGAAUAUAAGUGCAUUACAAAAGAUGAUUAUUAAUUUCAAGGAAAUUACUAUCAAGAUAAAUUUGAAUACUUAGAGAUAAAAUUGUGGAAGUGCAUAGACCCAUCAACAGCUACCAACAAAACAAAGAAAUGUCUAGACAGAUCAGUAGUUGAUAGCUAUUUUGAUUAAGAAGUCUUUAACUUUGCAUUUGUGAAUACCUUUUUCGACUUAAAGAGCUUUGAGGAUGGCUUCCAAAUUAAGACAUUUAUUGACGAUUCUCUUUUUUAUGAGUUAGAGGCUAACAGAAUUAAGAAAACUAACUUCUAUAUUUAGCUAUAAGAAGCUGAGUUGGAAGAUGAUUUAAUCUAGUUUGGGUAGUCUAAAGACAUUGCUUUCCAUUAGAUAACUGAAUAGCGCUACUAUGAUGAUCAAUAUUCAGAUGCAGAUGGCUAUAUUCUGGCAAUGUAUAUGAGGUUUGAUAAUAGAUAUGACAUCUAUACUAGGAAAGUUUAUUCUAUCCUUGAGCUUUUAGGUGAUGUGGGAGGAUUAAAAGAAUCACUAAUGGCUAUAGGAUUAUUGAUUAUUGGAUUCAUCUCUCAAAAGAUGUUUAUUAGUGAUGUUAUGCAUGAAAUGUAUCAGGUUAGAAAGUAUAUCUACGAACCUGAAAAUGAGUAAUAAGAAAGUCAAUAAGAUUAACAUGGGGAUCACAAUAAUAUUAGAAAUAUGGAUAAUAAGAAUAGCUGGAGUCCAAGAUAGACCUAAGGGCGGCCAUAAAAGGUAUUCUAAGAGGAUGUAAAGUAGUGCCGACUAAAUUAAGCAUUCAAGCAUGAGCCACGUAUUGAUUAGUAAGAUUCAAUGAGAGAGAAUGUGGAUUUAGGUGGCUCAAUGAAGCCUUUUAAAAUGAGUUAAUUUAACUAAGAUUUGUAGAUUUAAGAAGCUAUUGACCACAAUUCUGUAAAUGUAGGGUUCGAUGACUCAAUCAAUAAAAACGCUAAUAAAAAUGAACUUGAUACUUCAAAUCUAAAAUGUGAAGUCAAAGAUGAGAAGUACAUAAAAGUUGUUGAAGACCAUAAUGCUAUAAAUUUCAAAGAAAAGUAGUGGGUGAGAAAUGAUGAUGUAAACAGUCUACUAGUGUCAUUUAUUUCAAGAAUGAGAUUCACUUACGAUUAUACUUCUAUCUGGUAGUAUGUUUCUCAAUGUCUUUGCAUCAGAAAUCUAGGCAGACUAAGAAACAAGAAAUACUUCAAAAAGCAUUUCAUUUACCACAAAGGAGAAGAAAAACUAGGAUAAGAGCUAGAUGUGGUAUCUCUUAUCAAGACAUUAAGAAAGUUUAGAUUACUAGCUUAGGCAAUGCUUUCUUAAAAGCAUAGAAUGCUUUUAAGAUUCUAGAGAUAAAACUUAUUAGAAACCACCUCUGAAUCUUCAGACUCUGACGACAAUAAUUUAGAUACUUUAACUUUAAUGGAAAGUUAGAAUCCGCUAAUAAGACUUGUGAUUUAUGGCAAACUAAAGAAAAUGAUGAAAGCAUUUGAAGGUUAAAAGCUAAAAACUGUAGAAAGGAACCUAAUGAGAGGAGUAUUCUAAAGAAAGCUUAAAGAUUUUUAGGAGGAAAUUAUAGAUUAAAAUGAGAAUAGAACCUUACUUUAAAGAUUACAUGGGAAACUUAUUGAAAGCUAUGAUGCUCCAAAGAGUCCUCUAAUGCAGUAGAGGGAUAAUCGUAGCAAGAGAUCAACACAUUCCUAAAAAUCUAAUGAUGAAAGUAGAUGUAAUGAAAACGAUUUAGAGGACUCUAAGAACCAUAAUCUUAAUUAACUUGAGGAAUAGAGUGUUAGUAAACUUAAUGACUCUGAGAUUGAUUAGCUUAACAUGGGACCUUACUAAUCAAUACUAAAAAGAUUUCUGAUUAGGAAUACGCCAAAAAAUCAAACUAUUCCAACAUAAGGCAAUAAUAUCUUCAAAUAAAAUGAUAAAGCCAUUGUAUAUAAGGAUUUUUGA